This is a messenger RNA of Geodia barretti, 351 nucleotides long. NCBI's taxonomy places the organism in Eukaryota, Metazoa, Porifera, Demospongiae, Tetractinellida, Geodiidae. The record is from the annotation of a GenBank genome assembly.
GUCCCAGUGCACCGGCGAGGCGGCGUUGGGGCGCUGCUCGUUGUCCAUCACCUUGUGCUUGUGCCAGCUCAGCCAGCCGUCGGUGCUGCGCGCCAGCACCCCGUAGGCUUCGGCAUGGCCGGCGACGUUGCCGGUGUACAGCGCACACGGGAAACCGUCGUCGUCGAUGAAGGUGUUGCCGGAGUAGACGCCGUCCGACGUCGUAGCGGCGGUCGGGCCACAUCGCCACCGGCCAGUCCUCCCAGUGCAGCAGGUCGGUGGAGCUGGCGUGACCCCAGCAGAUCUCGCUCUCGCUGCCGUUGGCGAACACCGGACGGUACUGGUAGAAGAGGUGGUAGGUGCCCUGAUGGU